AUGGCAAAUCUUCUCGAACAAAUCCGUCAACAUACAACGAUUGUUGCCGAUACUGGCGAUUUCGCUUCGUUGGAAAAGUAUAAACCAACGGAUACAACGACAAAUCCAUCGUUAAUCUUAGCUGUAGCGAAUAUGAAACAGUAUGAUCAUAUAAUUGACGAAAUCAUUGAUAAAUGUCGAGAAAAAGAUUCCUCAGCGUUGGAUGAACAGGCUGUCAUCGAUGAUAUCAUGGAUACAGUCUUCGUAGCAUUUGGAGAGGAAAUUCUGAAGAUAGUUCCUGGCCGAGUGUCAACAGAAGUCGAUGCGCGACUUUCAUUCGAUCGCGAAGGACAAAUCAACAAAGCACGACACUUGAUUCAAUUAUAUGAAGAACGUGGAAUAUCAAAAGAUCGAAUUUUGAUUAAAUUGUCAUCAACAUGGGAAGGCAUUCAAGCUGCAAAAGAAUUAGAAACGAAAUAUGGUAUACAUUGCAAUAUGACGUUGAUCUUUUCGUUUGCACAAGCAUUAGCAUGUGCCGAUGCUCAAGUUACACUUAUUUCACCAUUCGUUGGUCGAAUCUAUGAUUGGUAUAUCGAGAAGAAAGGCAAACGUGACUAUGAAAUUGAUGAAGAUCCUGGUGUUGUCAGUGUGACACGUAUUUACAAUUAUUACAAACAGAACGAUAUUCCAACAGUCAUUAUGGGCGCAUCGUUUCGUAACACGAAACAAAUUCUCGGCUUAGUCGGUUGCGAUUUGUUGACCAUCAGUCCGAAAUUACUCGAAGAGUUAGUGGAGCAGAAGAGUGUUGACAAUGCGCAAGUUACUGUUUAUUUAAACAAAGAACAAGCUGCUCAAAAAAGUAAAGACAAAAAGAAAUACGAUAAACUCGAUGAAGCGACCUUCCGUUGGAUGAUGAACGAAGAUGAAAUGGCCAGCGACAAACUCUCCGACGGAAUCAGGAAAUUUGCAAUCGAUGCGAAAAAACUCGAAGAACUCGUUCGAGCACGUAUUCAACAAAAGAAAUAA
Molecule: messenger RNA, 1005 nt
Organism: Adineta ricciae
Lineage: Eukaryota; Metazoa; Rotifera; Eurotatoria; Adinetida; Adinetidae
Source: the annotation of a GenBank genome assembly